This is a messenger RNA of Aspergillus niger, 858 nucleotides long. RefSeq lists its product as uncharacterized. Bases 1 to 858 code for a protein of 285 amino acids. Lineage: Eukaryota; Fungi; Ascomycota; Eurotiomycetes; Eurotiales; Aspergillaceae. Gene Ontology annotation, molecular function: phosphatidylinositol-3-phosphate binding. The transcript has 7 exons. The record is from RefSeq and is a predicted model, not a curated record. Gene Ontology annotation, cellular component: endosome.
AUGGAGCCAGCGAAUGAGGACAUUGGCUCCGUGCCUCCGCACCAACCUCGCCCUUCUUCACCUACCCAAUCCUCGACUCCUCCCCCGGACAUCAUAAACAAUGGUACUAUAGCUGCAACCCUUUCGGACGGGGUCGCUGUGAGCAAUGGUUCGGUCCUUCCUCGGGCACAGGACCUCUCGAACAGGGACCGUCCUGUGUCCGGCAAAGAUCCGCCGUAUUGGAGCCACCAUAGAAACGCAUCCAGAGCUUCACACCUCUCUAUUGACCAGGCGCCAGGCAUUACACUUGAGGACCAUACAGAGGAUCCGGACUGUGAGACUAGUCGUGGGUUAUGGGCGAAAAGUGUUGUUGUCGAUGAUCAUGUCGUCGUCCAAGGCAAGACUGGUAUCGGAUCCUAUGUUGUGUGGAAUUGCAGGAUACAAACACUAGAUGGUGGUCCCAUCACCGUCCGUUUAAGGUACUCGGAAUUCGACGACUUGCGACAACGAUUGGUGGCAUCCUUCCCACAUGCGAAGAAUGCCCUGCCUCCUCUUCCUCCCAAAAGCGUCAUAUUCAAAUUUCGCGCUUCAUUUCUUGAAUCCCGCAGGGUUGGUUUGGAAUAUUUCUUGAACUGUGUCCUCUUGAACCCUGAAUUUUCCACUACACCUAUCUUAUAUAACGGACUCGACGAUGUUACGCCUGCCUCGGAUAAUAAUUGCAUUGGAGUGAUCAGUGAAGUAGUGACAACCAACCCUGCAAAUUUUACCACAUUCAUGUGGAAGGUAGCAGAUGCAUCUUCACCUGCAGUUGAGGAGCUCUUCCUGCUCGCCUACACUCAAAUAUAUGGUCAAAGCUCUGAGAGGCUUAGAGACUGCUAA